AUGUCAGACGCUCUGCCUAAACUUGCCCUCAAAGGCUCGUCCAAAAUCGUAGCAGACUACUUUGAGUUUGCAAUCCACAAUAUCCUUUUUCAGAGGGGCAUCUAUCCUGCUGAGGACUUUAUUACGGUCAGAAAAUAUGACUUACCAAUGCUUGUGAGUAAUGACGAUGAAGUGAAGGACUACGUAAAGAAAAUCAUGGACCAGGUGAAGAAAUGGAUUUACGGAGGAAAGCUCACCAAACUUGUGGUAGUGAUUCUCAAUAGGGCCACGGCAGAAAGCGUGGAAAGAUGGGAAUUUGCAUUGGAUAUUAACGAUUCGUCAAGCUCGAGCGAGAAAAGCAAGUUAGAGAUCCAGAAAGAGAUCCAGACUAUUAUACGGCAGAUCACUGCUUCAGGUUCGUACUUGCCCUUUCUAAAAGAUGACGAGUACAUAUUCAAUGUGCUUGUCUUCACAGACCCAACAUACGACACGCGUAACAUUCCUGUUGAAUGGGCAGACACCAAUGGGGAUGCUAAAAUGAUCGAUGGUGAGAGUGAUUCAGUCAAUUUCAUGUCUUUUAAAACAAAUCUACACUCGGUUGGUACUAGUGUCAGCUACAAAUUGGGGUAG
Sungouiella intermedia is the source of this 609-nucleotide messenger RNA. The record is from the annotation of a GenBank genome assembly. NCBI's taxonomy places the organism in Eukaryota, Fungi, Ascomycota, Pichiomycetes, Serinales, Metschnikowiaceae.